AUGGUCUCUCUACACCCCCUCCUCGACAACGGCAUCACCCCCGGCUCGGGCUCGUUCCCUGGCGGCACCCUCAAAUGCCUCUGCCCCUCCUCCCCCGUCGAGAUCACCCUCACCACCAACGUCGCUCACAACCACGCCUGCGGCUGCUCCAAAUGCUGGAAGCCCGCCGGCGCCCUCUUCUCCAUCGUCGGCGUCGUGCCCCGCAACGAGCUCUCCGUCACCGCCAACGGGGACAAGCUAGUCAUUGUGGACGAGUCGGCCGUCAUUCAGCGGUACGCCUGCAAGGAAUGCGGGACUCAUCUGUACGGGAGGAUUGAGAAGGAGCAUCCGUUCUACGGACUGGAUUUUGUGCAUGCUGAGUUGAGCGAGGAGGAGGGGUGGCAGGAGCCGCAGUUUGCGGCUUUUGUGAGCAGUGUUAUUGAGCAGGGGUUUGAUCCGGCCAAGAUUGGGGAGGUGAGGGCGAGGUUUAGGGAGUUAGGUUUAGAGACGUAUGAUAGUUUGAGUCCGCCGUUGAUGGAUGCGAUUGCUGCUUGGACGGGGAGGAAGAAUGGGAAGUUGCCUGCGGCGGCUUGA
Molecule: messenger RNA, 573 nt
Organism: Podospora pseudocomata
Lineage: Eukaryota; Fungi; Ascomycota; Sordariomycetes; Sordariales; Podosporaceae
Exons: 1
Coding region: 1-573 (190 amino acids)
Biological process (GO): formaldehyde catabolic process
Molecular function (GO): zinc ion binding; S-(hydroxymethyl)glutathione synthase activity
Source: RefSeq, a predicted model, not a curated record